ACGACAGUGGAAUACAAGCCUAUAAGGAGUGUGCUGGUGGCGAAUCGCGGUGAGAUAGCGAUCCGCGUCUUCCGAGCAUGUACGGAGUUAGGCAUUCGAUCCGUCGCUAUAUACAGCGAGCAAGAUCGGUUGCAGAUGCACAGACAAAAAGCCGACGAGUCAUACUUAGUUGGUAAAGGUCUUCCACCCGUCGAGGCUUAUCUGAACAUCCCGGAGAUUAUCCGUGUGGCCAAGGAGAAUGACGUCGACGCGGUACAUCCUGGAUAUGGUCUUCUUUCAGAAAGGUCAGAUUUCGCACAUGCCAUCAUUGACGCGGGGCUGCGAUUCAUCGGUCCUUCCCCGAAGGUGGUACAACAAAUGGGUGACAAGGUCGCCGCGAGGAAAGCCGCCAUCGAAGCUAGUAUGUCAUUAAUCUCUGGAAAAUAAAAUAAUAUAAUAAAU
This is a messenger RNA of Papilio xuthus (Asian swallowtail), 441 nucleotides long. Its product is annotated as pyruvate carboxylase, mitochondrial-like. The transcript has 3 exons. Gene Ontology annotation, molecular function: pyruvate carboxylase activity. The record is from RefSeq and is a predicted model, not a curated record. The coding region runs from base 136 to 426 and encodes 96 amino acids. Lineage: Eukaryota; Metazoa; Arthropoda; Insecta; Lepidoptera; Papilionidae. Gene Ontology annotation, biological process: pyruvate metabolic process; gluconeogenesis. Gene Ontology annotation, cellular component: cytoplasm.